Molecule: messenger RNA, 366 nt
Organism: Homarus americanus (American lobster)
Lineage: Eukaryota; Metazoa; Arthropoda; Malacostraca; Decapoda; Nephropidae
Product: U1 small nuclear ribonucleoprotein C-2-like
Exons: 2
Coding region: 1-366 (121 amino acids)
Source: RefSeq, a predicted model, not a curated record
AUGCCAGGGGCCCUCCCAGGGGCGGCAACGCCCCCAGCAUCCCUCUCAGGGGCCGCAGCGCCUCCAAGGACCCUCCCAGGUGCAGUUGAGCCCCCAGGGGCGGUGGCACACCCAAGGGCCCUUCUAGGGGCGGUAGUGCCUCCAGGUGCCCUCCCAGGGAUGCCCCCUAACAGGAGUCCUAUAGCUUGCUUUGUAUUGGUGUCGUACAUAUUGCAUACUUCCAGCAAUCCCUUACCAAACUGUGAUUGGGACUUCCCAGGGGCAGUGGCAUGCCCAGAGGCCCUCCUUAGGAGCAGCAGCCCACCAGGGACCAUCUCUCAAGUGGUGACGCCCUUAAGGGCCCUCCCACGGGCGGCGGGCCCCUAA